CGAAAAGGAAGUGAGGUAGUCUGGAGUCAGCGCGGGACUUGGCAGCUUCAGGGAGGGGCUUGGACCCGCGGUGUUUAACGCCAUUUGAGUAGGGGUCGAUCUGGUCGAUGCCGUUUGCUGAGGUUGGUUGCUGUGGUGAUUCCUGUUCAUUUCCUUAGAGAGAGGUUUGCCUGAAUCCAUCAUUGCGGCUGCAUGUUCAAGGAGUGGCCAGAGGGUUCUGCAUGUUGAUUCAAGAAACUACUAUGGAGGAAACUGGGCCAGUUUUAGCUUUUCAGGACUGUUGUCCUGGCUAAAGGAAUAUCAGUCAUUUCAAUGAUGCUGAAGUGAUGAUGUCCUUGGAAUUUCAAUGUGAUGAAAGGAAAAGAAAACAAUGACAUUGUGAUUGAUAAUUCACUGUGGCAAGAACAAAUCCUUGAAAAUGAAGAAGCCAUUGCUCUUAGCAGGAAGGACAAAACUAUUCAACACGUGGAAGUAUUUUGUUAUGCCAGUCAGGAUUUGCAUGAAUAUGUUGAAGAAGCUGGUGCACUGAAGAAAAAUCAUGCUUGUGUGACACCUGUGAACUCCUCAAAAGCUGCAGAUUCUGCCUGUCUGCCUACAGAAGAUGCGUCAUUAAGCACUGAGAGCUGUGAAGUACCUGCAGAACAAACUCCAAGCAGUGAUCCAGAGAGUACCCUAGAAGUAAAUGAUGCUGAAGCAACAGGGGAGAAAGAAAACCAUAGUGAUGAUAAAAUUUCAGAAGAAAAAACAAAUGAAAAUGUGCCUACAGCAGAGGACACUGCAGAGCAACCAAAGAAAAAUCGGAUUACUUACUCACAGAUUGUUAAAGAAGGCAGGAGAUUUAAUAUUGAUUUAGUGUCAAAGCUCCUGUAUUCUCGGGGAAUGCUAAUUGAUCUUCUAAUCAAAUCUAAUGUUAGUCGAUAUGCAGAGUUUAAAAAUAUCACCAGGAUUCUUGCUUUUCGAGAAGGAAGAAUGGAACAGGUCCCUUGUUCCAGAGCUGAUGUCUUUAAUAGCAAACAACUUACUAUGGUAGAAAAGCGAAUGCUGAUGAAAUUUCUUACCUUUUGUAUGGAAUAUGAGGAACAUCCUGAUGAAUAUAAAGCCUAUGAAGACAUUACAUUUUCUGAGUUUUUAAAAACUCAAAAAUUAACCCCAAACCUCCAAUAUUUUGUCCUGCAUUCAAUUGCAAUGACAUCAGAGACAACCAGCAGUACCAUUGAUGGUCUCAAAGCUACCAAAAACUUUCUUCACUGCCUUGGGCGGUAUGGUAACACUCCAUUUUUGUUUCCUUUAUAUGGCCAAGGAGAACUUCCUCAGUGUUUCUGCAGGAUGUGUGCUGUGUUUGGUGGAAUCUAUUGUCUUCGCCAUUCUGUACAGUGCCUUGUAGUGGACAAAGAAUCCAGAAAAUGUAAAGCAAUUAUAGAUCAGUUUGGUCAGAGAAUAAUCUCUAAGCAUUUCCUUGUGGAGGACAGUUACUUUUCUGAGAACACAUGCUCACGUGUGCAAUACAGGCAGAUCUCCAGGGCAGUUCUGAUUACAGACAGAUCUGUACUAAAAUCAGAUUCGGAUCAACAGAUUUCCAUUUUAAUAGUACCAGCAGAGGAGCCAGGAAGUUUUUCUGUUCGAGUCAUUGAGUUAUGUUCUUCAACGAUGACAUGCAUGAAAGGCACCUAUUUGGUUCAUUUGACUUGUACAUCUUCUAAAACAGCAAGAGAAGAUUUAGAAGCAGUUGUGGAGAAAUUGUUUACUCCAUAUACAGAAACAGGCAUAGAAAAUGAAGAAGUUGAAAAGCCAAGAAUUCUGUGGGCUCUCUAUUUCAAUAUGAGAGAUUCUUCCGACAUCAACAGGAACUGUUAUAAUGAUUUACCAUCCAAUGUUUAUGUCUGCUCUGGACCAGAUGGUGGUUUAGGAAAUGAUAAUGCAGUCAAACAGGCUGAAAUAAUUUUCCAGAGUAUAUGCCCCAAUGAAGACUUCUGUCCACCCCCACCAAAUCCUGAAGAUAUUGUCCUUGAUGGAGACAGUUCACAACCAGAAUCUUCAGAAUCCAGUGCCAUUCUAGAAGCCAACUCAGAGACUCCCGCAGAAAGUACAACCCUGGGAAACCCAGAGGAGACCUCUGAAUAAAGGCUAUAUAUCAAACUCAAUACUCCACUUUGGAAAUUCCCAUGGGCUUCACAAUCUUCCUGAUGUAAAAAAAAAAAAAACACUUUUAGAAGUCAGCAGCCAGUUGACAUGCAGAAUUAUAAGAAGCAACAGGUCAAAGAAAUCCAUAAGGGAAUUUUCCUUAAAAGAGGACAUUCCAGUAACACAAAGCACUUAUAAAGCACAUUGACUUACAUGCCUAUUUUAAAUACAAAAACCUAUGAAAUUAACCAGAUAAAAAUUAUAAAUGAACUGAUUCCUGGGAAUAUAACUAUGGAUUUAAAAGUAAUCCUAUGCAUUGUUAAUAAUUUUGUGGUGUUAGGACAACUUCUUUUUGCCACUUUGGAUCUUUUUUAAAAGCUACACCUUGAGAAUCAGCUCACAUAUUUCCUUUGAUUAUUUAUUAAAAUUACAGAUAUGAGCAUAUGACAAAACAUAAAAGCAUAUGUAAAUUAAGUGGAGAAAAACUGAAGCAUCAAGAUCCAGGCCAAAGUAUGUGUUUGGAAUAAAAGUUUGUUUUCUGUGUUGACAACAGUAUAAAAUGCCAAUAUUAAGAUAUUUAGGCACUUUUAUAAACCUUAAGUCCAUUACUCAGUAAUGUUUUUAAAUAUUAGUACUAAUAUUUAUAUGUGAAUCUUCUACACACUGGAAAAAGCUCAAUCAUGAAGUAUUGAAAGAAUAAAAGAAAAGGUUUAGAUAGGAUCCCUGAUAUUUGGAAAUUCUAUGGCAUGAAGUAACUGGAACACUAUCCUAAUUGUCUACAGACCUAAUUUAGUCAGAGCUGUGCUACUGAUAGUAGGCAAAUUGUUUUAUCUUCUGAAACUGUUUCUCAAUAUGUAAAGAAGAAACAAUAAUCUGCCUAUUGUGUGACAGUGAUUAUGAAGAUGAAAGCAAUGCCAUCCUUAGACUGUUUUAUUCUGGAAAAUUUUGUUUCAGAAUUUUCUCAUUGACUUGGGACUGAAUAUCAAAAAACUUGUGCAGAAAAUAAUUGCUUGUCAUAAAAAUAGAUCAUGUUUUUGUAUUAAGCUUUUUAAAUGAAUAUUUGUGUCUGAAAUUAGUAUUUAGUACUCUUUAUAGACCAGUAAACAUAGUAACACAUGGAUUUCCAAUUUUGAAAUAUAAUAAGGCAAACACUCUGUAAAUUCUUAUUCCUUUUCUGAUAGGUAGGCCUGAAACCAUAAAGGUCUCUGAAUAGAGUGUAACAUUUGAUAAACCCUAAUACACACUCCAAAUAAAUAUGAGAGUGUAUACAUAGGCAGCAAAUCUACAUACAGCAACAGUGCCUGCAUUUAAAUUUUCCGAAUGCCAAGCUCUGAUGGUUUACUUCUUUUGAGCAAUAGUUUUGACUUAGAACUGCUUGUAAAUAAAUAAACAGACUUGAAGCCUCUUGUCACAUAGUUUGGCUUUUAUUGCCUCUCAGGGAGCUAUGGCUCCAGUGGAAAGCACAUAGUUCUUACACACUUCAGCUGCAAAUGGUCCCUGACCUCCUCUUGUUCUGGAAAAGGUCUUGAAGCUAGUUGUGACAGUAAUAGAUUCAUGGGAAAUGGAAAGAACCAAGGAAUGUAGCUCUUGCUUCACCUUUCCAACCCCCACAUAUAGAGCUGAAUCCAGAGGAAAGGAAAACUUUCUAGCCUCUCAGGCUGUUCCUGUCCCCUCCUCCCAUUGUACAGUACCUCCCCUGUCUUACUUGCCCUCUCUUUCUCUCUUUUCCCCUUUUAUAAUGUCACACACAAAUCAGGGACAGUAGAAUCACAUUAUAACAAUAUAUAUAAGGAUUCAGAUCUUUUUUGAACUCAAAUCAUGUUUUUGAAGCCUAAUUAGGACAAUGCACUGAAUGCUUAGUACAUACCCAUAAGUAUACCAGGAAUUGGUCCUGCCCUUCAAUACCAGCAAUACAUAUAUGAGAGUAUUAAAUAUGAAUAUAAUUGCAGUAAGUUGUACCAAUCAAGAUAUUACACUUUUUUUUUUUAAUCUUAGAGUUAAGGCUCUCCUGAAUGCAGAUGCACAUUUAUGUAAACAGACAAUCAGGGUAGGCCUAAUAUAACUAAAAAAAAAUAUUAGAUAGCCUUAAUGCAGCUGUCUAUAUAUAGAACAAGAAGCUAAUUUGUACUCUCAUGGCCCAGCCCACAUUGUACCAUAUUUCAUCUGUUCAACAAUAUCAGUCUCUUCCAUGCCAUUUACUAAAUAACAUAGAAAUGUUUAAAAGCUCCUGAGUGUGAUUUGUGAUGAAUACAAUACUACACAACUGCUAAGAACCUUAUUACAGAAUUCUAGCUAUUUCUGGUUGCCUCAGAAUGUAAUAGAUAUUAUUUAAGAGCUUUCUCUUCAGUUAUCUUAAUACUUAAAGUACUUAUUUCUGUAGAUAUUAAAUCGAAGUAAAAAAUUUUGAUUUUGUUGCAAAACUUUAAACAUGAAGGCAUAAGAAUAAAAUUUAUGUACAUAAUUAGAAAAAAAUUCAGUAGCUAAUUAAAAAUUUGAAAAAUUUUAUUAAAGACUUGAAUAUUUAAAUAUUUACUUGUGCAUGCUUAUUAACCAAAAAUGAUAUAUUCAGUUUAAUGAUUCAUAAGAGCAUUAAUAACUAAUGCUUCUGUAUUUUAUUUCUAGUUGGUGUGCCUGCCCAAGAAAACAUAUAAUUAUAAUGAAGGUCAAUUUAUAUAUUUUUCUAUAGUGAAAUGGCCAGUUAAUGGGUAACUUCUAGAAUAGUGGUAGUUUCUCAGAUUGGCAGUCAUUUGUCCAAAAUAAUAGCCUUGAUUAUUUAAUUUUAUUAUUGAUGAUAAUGAUUUAUUCUGUCAAGGCCAAACUUUCCUGGAUUGUCUGCCCUUGGUCUAAACUCCUGAAAAAUUCCAAAACAAUUGUUUAGAAUUGAUAAAUAGAAGUGAUCAUUAAAAUUUAAAUUGUAAUUCUGCAAAUCAGUUGUUUACUGCUACCAGUAUUGAAUAAUUUGUCUUAUUCUCAGUAAAUUUUGUCAAAUUCCAAAAAGCAUGAAUCUAUAUAUAUGGUCAUUUAUAAUUUGUAUACUGUAACAAUUUUCAGAGGAAAUAAAGACUUCAAUGCCUUUCA
Molecule: messenger RNA, 5199 nt
Organism: Ictidomys tridecemlineatus (thirteen-lined ground squirrel)
Lineage: Eukaryota; Metazoa; Chordata; Mammalia; Rodentia; Sciuridae
Source: RefSeq, a predicted model, not a curated record